Entrophospora sp. SA101 is the source of this 1416-nucleotide messenger RNA. Lineage: Eukaryota; Fungi; Glomeromycota; Glomeromycetes; Entrophosporales; Entrophosporaceae. The record is from the annotation of a GenBank genome assembly.
AUGCCGCCUGUAAUUACUGAAUAUUUUGUUUUGGUUGAAAAUAAUAUUGAAAAUCCAAAAAGUAGUGCUCUACCUCCGUCUCCAUCUCCAUCUACUACUAUCGAUAAACCAAAACAAACCACCAAAUCUGCUGACGUUAAUCAAAGUCCACCAGCAACUGAUCCUCCAGGACAAAGUAAAAACUCACCAGAUAGUGCGUCGCCACUACCGCCACAGCCACAGCCACCACCAUCAACUACCACACCAAAUCAACCACAAACACCAUCAACUACCACACCAAAUCAACCACAAACACCAUCACCUACCACACCAGGUCAACCACAAACACCAUCACCUACUACGUCAGGUCAACCACCACAACAAUCACCUACCGCGCCAGAUCAACCACAAACACCAUCACCUACCGCACCAGAUCAACCACAAAUACCAUCACCUGCCACAUCAAAUCAACCGCAACCACAGCCACAGCCAACAAAUACAGCUGUCAAUCCGCCAGCCACUACUCCAGUAUCACCAUCACCUAACACACCACCAAAUACACCUUUUGUAAUGUACAAAAAAAAUCAAUAUGUACUCUUAUUGAUUUGCAUUCCUUUAAUAUUGAUUGUUUUCUUUGGUAGUCCUUGCACAUCCUCCCCAGACACCAAAGAAAAUGAACAAGCCUCUUGUAACGCUCUUUUAAACAAUCCAAAAACCAACAACAUUCCCAACAUCAACAACAAUGGAACACUCGAGGAAGAAAAAAGUCAUCACGAUCAAAAACAAGGGCAAGAGGUGUUAAACAAUGUUGAGAUAUUGGUUAAACCUUUUGUUCUAGCAUUUCAAUUAUUAUGUCGUAAAAUGGAAGAUGAAGCAACCGCAACAACGUCAAGAAUACAAGAAGAAGAGAAUAAAAAGAAAUACGAGAAAUUGAGAAGACGCAUUGCAGCAUUGGCAGAGUUGAAAGCAAAAAAUGGUGGUAGAUUGCCCGAUGAAUUUAUUGCAAAGUAUCGUAAAGCUACUUCAGGAUAUAGCAGUGGUGCUGCUCAAACAUUAAUACUUCCAAUGUUAGCACCUCAAACAACAUCUCCAAUACCAUCGUCAUCGACAACAGAUUCUGAAAUCCUUGAAUUGGUAGAAAUAUUAUUAAAACGUGGUGCGUCGCCAAAUGAUCCAAACAGUUAUCCGUUAACAAAAUCUUGUCAGAUAAAUAAUCUAGACAUGGUAAAAUUAUUGUUAAAAUAUAAGGCUGACCCAACUAUUAUAUCUUUACAAAUUGCUAUAAAAUAUAACAAUGAACCAUUGAUUAAUUUGUUGAUUGAAUCGGGGAUAAAAAUUGAUAAUAAAUUGAUAACUUUUGCCGAGUCUAAAGCUUCUGUUUUCCCGCAAACAAUUGAAUUAUUAAAAACUUUACAACUUAAACAACUUAAAAAUUAA